Molecule: messenger RNA, 2106 nt
Organism: Peniophora sp. CBMAI 1063
Lineage: Eukaryota; Fungi; Basidiomycota; Agaricomycetes; Russulales; Peniophoraceae
Source: the annotation of a GenBank genome assembly
AUGGUCCAUUUCGACAAUCCGGAGCCUUUCACGCCCACUACACCGUCGACAUCUCGUCGGCCAUCGGAGCCUGUUGCGCCUCACCGCAGACCAGCAGAGCCACCGUUUAUCCCGGAACCGCCCGAAUCACUUCAGCCUGAUACCGUGUUGGAAGCGCUUGCGGCUAUGGAGCCUCACCAGAUGCCGAACGCGCAGAGGCGGAAGUCGAGCGCAGCGAUCUUCCGCGGUUUGGAGCACGACUUCGAUACCCAAGCCGAGGACCUCCCUGAGGAGUUCAGGACCACGCACAGGCAACCUCAAGGCAGAGAACGCAAGCCCGGCGCUGUCUUCGCUCACUACGCCGCCGAGCAAUUGCGCCGCGCUAGCUCAGUCGUUGGUCCACAAAUCGCCAGUCUGGUACCGGAGAUGGUGAGGUCAGCAGCAGGUGCCUUCCAUGAUGCACACAGCGAAAUGCGGUCUGGAACAGUGGGUUUCCCGCGCAUUUUCAAGGGUCGUGAGUACAGGCCUUUUGUGCCGACCGUUCGCCGCAGCAAGCAGCUUGGGGUGCCAGACGCCAAUGGGAAUUUUCUCUCUCGUCUCGGACCCAAGAACGGCCAUCUCGACGACUCGAACUCUGAAGAUGACGAUGAGGAGACGAAUCUGCGAUACAAACUUGGCCCCGUGCAGUCGCGGCGCAAGUUCGUCUUGAGGCUCGCCAAGGCGCUCAUGACGUAUGGCGCACCCUCGCAUCGCAUUGAAGAACAACUGAACGCCGCAUGUGAUAAACUCAAGCUCAGGGCGCGCCUCGCUUACCUUCCGAACAUCAUUAUUGUUGCCUUCAGUGACGAAGCAUCCCACACGGACGAGCUGCACUUUGUGCGAAGCAGUGGCUCGCGCAUCUCACUCACGUUUCUUCGCAUCAUACACGACAUCUAUCGCGACGUCCUGCACUAUACAUGCAGUCCGGACGAAGGCUCGCGACAGUUGGCCGUCCUGCUCAAAGCUCCCCCGAUCUAUCCAUUGGCCCUACGUUGCUUCUUCUCGCUCAUAUCUUCAUCGGUCAUCUGCGCCCUCGCCUUCGACGGCAGUGUGGUGGAUAUGGGAGUUAGCGGCGCCCUCGCAAGUUUUACACAGUACUUGGGUUUGACGCUUGCAGCCAAGAGCUCGGUUUACGCGAAUGUUUACGAGAUUUCCGCUGCCAUGUUCGUAUCCUUUGCCGCGCGGGGCCUCAGCAGCAUUCCGGGUCGCAUUUUCUGUUACUCCGCAAUCUCAUCCGGCGGCGUCGUCCCGCUUUUGCCGGGCUACAUUGUUUUGACUAGCGCUCUUGAACUCACACAACGCAGCAUCAUUGCUGGCGCUGUGAGACUCGUAUACGCAAUCAUCUAUACAUUCUUCCUCGGGUUCUCUAUGACCAUCGGUUCGGACGUGUUCCUGCUGUUCUACCCGAAGGGGAACGCCUUGACGGACUUUGCGGCAAACGCGGCUGCAUCUCUUGACUACGUACACGGCGUUCUCACCGCACCGGCAGACAAGAAUAGCGGUCAUGCUGUCAAUUUUACUGCCACGUUCGGCUUCAAGAACGAGACGUUGGCGGUAGCCACAGCCAAAGCCUGCUUUCGUGGCCCUGAGUGGCCUUGGCCCUUUCUGCCGUCCCUACACUGGCCGUGGUGGCGUUAUCUGAUUCUCGUUCCCGCAUACGCAACAGCGAUCUCGCUCUCGAACCUUCAAUCGUACAGGAGCUGGCGUCUGAUUGUCAUGGUCGGCUUUGCCUGCGUUGCUUACUUGGUCAACACUUUCGCCCACCGUCUUGUGGGAGGUCCGUCGAUCGACGUAGCUUCCGCUUUGGCGGCAGCAGCACUGGGCACUAUGGGCAAUAUCCAGUCACGCAUCUUUGGCGGGACAGCAUUCACCUCUAUGGUUCCAGGAGUGCUCUUCCUUGUGCCGUCCGGGCUUGCACAGGGUGGUGGUCUCGCAGGAAACUCCGAUUCUGGGCAAAUAUCAGACAGUUUCGCCCUGGGUAUGCGCAUGAUCAACGUCGCUAUCGGCGUUACGAUUGGUCUGUCAGUCAGUCAAACCAUUGUGUAUGCCGUGGGUCGUAGAAAGAGUGGAGGGCAUAUGGCCUUCUGA